Molecule: messenger RNA, 1555 nt
Organism: Halichondria panicea
Lineage: Eukaryota; Metazoa; Porifera; Demospongiae; Suberitida; Halichondriidae
Product: WD repeat-containing protein 18-like
Exons: 11
Coding region: 55-1455 (466 amino acids)
Biological process (GO): DNA-templated DNA replication; rRNA processing
Cellular component (GO): nuclear pre-replicative complex
Molecular function (GO): protein binding
Source: RefSeq, a predicted model, not a curated record
UCUUUUUUUCUUUCCUCCAACCCACGUGGCAGAGCUUUACCGAGGAACUUUACAAUGGAGUUGUGCUUAUGCAGCUCUGUAGUUGGCAAGUCCCUUCAUGUAGCAGCCUGGGACGUAUACACAGGUGUUGUGCAUCGUGUCUACUCGUGUGAGUGCGGCUCUGCUGAUGAUCUGAGCAAUGGCGGAGCUUGUCUGUGCUUGUUGGGUCAUGAUCACCUCCUCUGCUCUCUUCCAUCCCUGCCUCUCAUUUAUGUGUGGAGCUCGUAUAAGGAACAAGUGCAGUUGAAGAUAGCUUGCCCUGGAGUAGUGUUAGCAUUGGCUGGAUCUCCUGAUGGGGUCUAUUGUGCAGCAGCCAUCAGCGAAAAGAUACACGUCUGGGAGGCGUGCUCUGGUCAUCUUCUCGUCGUUGCCUCCCUCCACUACCAGCCGGUGAGGGUGCUCCAGUUCACUGACGAUGGAACUCACUUACUAUCGGGAGGAGACGACUGUAGAGUGGUCGUCUGGAAGGUGGCCAGGUUGCUGUCAGAUGCAUUUGAUUCAAGUGGGUGUCGACUCCCGUACACUGACCACGCCCCCACCAGCCUCACAAGUGACACUUCCCUCACACGUCACGUGUGGAGCCACCACUCUCAGGCCGUGACCAGUCUCCACUGUGGGAAGGGGGGUGCUCUCAAGGCUAGGGUAGUCACUGCUUCACUCGACCAAACCUGCAAAGUGUAUGAGCUGUCUUCCGGUAGCCUGCUUUGCUCUAUAUUAUUUGACUUUGGCCUGACCUCUGUUACUAUGGACGCAAACGAAUACUUUCUAUUUGUGGGAGGAUUCAACGGAACCAUCUCACAAGUGAACCUCUACACACACUUGAGCUCCAAGACGCAAGCACUGAGUUUAUUCAGUGAAGAAGAGACCACUAGCCAUUCACAGUUUAUUGGACACAGCACUGCUAUCAGUGGUCUGACAGUGAGUUGUUGGUCUAGUCAGAUAGUGUCGAGUUGUCGGGAGGACGCUGUGAGGGUGUGGGACAUAGCCAGUCGCCAAACCAUUAGACAAGUCAAGAUGAGAGGACCUGUGUUGGCGCUGCUAAAGCCUGGACUGGACUUUGACCUGAGUAAACCCUCCGAGACCCGGGCGACCUGGUUCCUACCCACCCCUCUCUCCAUAGCACCAUUCAAGAAACAGCUUCACUUCAAGAAAGAUAAAGGCCACGCUGGAGACAAGUCUUUGUUAGUGCAGACAAGGAGAAGUUUUGAUCCACUCUGUGAACUACACACAGGUCCACUAAAGGAACUGGAUUGUGGCUACUCCUUACCAACUUUGUCUAAACACUUCUCAGAGAGCUUGGCUGAUUACAAGCUGCAGCAAGAGUUAUCGGAGGUCAAAGAGGUCAACAAGAAGCUGUACAAAUUCAUGAUGGAACAAUUAUUUGAACCUUCAACCGAUAAUACAACAGAUAGAUAGACUUGACUGUUGUCCAUAUCAACUAUAAUUGUAAUCAUUAUUACCAGAUUAUUUUUUGUGAACUGUUUUUCACUGUAAUUGUUAUUAUGGUGUCACACUA